AUGGGCAAAGCUGAAGAGGGGGUCACCUCCCAGGAGCUGCUGAGCGAGCGUCUCCCUUUGCUGUGCCAAGAAGCAGCCCCCAGCCCCACCCACCUGAGCCAGGAGGAGGUGGUGCGCCAGGCCAGCAUGGCCCCCUGGCCCCGGCUCCGAAGCGCCCUGCUCUGCCUCCUGGUGGGGCUCUUUGCCUGCAUGCUGGCCAUGGCCGUCCUGCUCCUGGUGAAGAUGCUGCAGCUGCGCUCCGCCCUGCCCUGGUGGCAGAAGGCCGCUUUCUACCAGCUGCCAGUCACCUCCUUCCGUGAUUCCAAUGGCGACGGGAGGGGAGACCUGGAAGGUGUAAGGCAUCAGGUAGACCAGCUGCCGGAUUUGUCUAUCCAGGCCUUGGUUCUGGGUCCAAUUCUGGAGGGUGGCAGAGACAACCUGACCAGGGUUUGCUCUUCCUAUGGUUCUCUGGAACAGCUGCAGGCACUGGUGGCCCACGGGCAUGAGAAAGGGAUCCACAUCCUUCUUGAACUCCCAGCUUGGGAAGAGGGGCCAGAUCCAGCCACGGAUGACCACAACAGGACGGCCCAAGCCUUCCAGGGGGUGAUGCAGUUCUGGCAGGAGCAAGGCGUGGACGGAUUCCUGGUGGCCAAGGACCCUGCCUGGCGCCUGGAUGUGGUGUUGAAUGCCUGGAGUGAACUGGACCAACAGACACAGAGAGAUCACAGAGAGGCCAGGGUCCUGAUGAUCUGGGACCAGAGUGGAACCUGCAAUGUGUCUCACUGGAUGUCUAGACAGGUCAUUUUCGCCUGCCACCUGCUGGGAGCUGAGAAGAACCUAACUGCCCAGGAUCUGGCCCAGCGGGUGGAUGGGGCCGUGCGGCACGCAAGGGGGCCAUGGCCCAGCUGGACGGUGCCCAAGGGGCUCCCAUCGAUUGCUGAUUUGGGGCAGAUACUUGGGGUUCUCCUGUUCACCCUUCCAGGGGUGCCGCUGUUGCAAGGCGGAGAGGGAUCCCCCAUUCCACUGGACAAGGAGAUGAUGGAAAAUGGCAGCAGCGGGCACCCGCAAGCCAAGCUGUACCGCUCCCUGCUGGCUCUGCGGGCCAAGUCGUCCCCCUUGCAGGGCAGGGACUUUGCCCCUCUGCCCCUGGCUGACCACUGCCAGGAGGACACCUUUGCCUUCCUGCGCCCCGGCUCCUGCGCUGGCCACCUGGUGAUCCUGAACCUGGGCUCACAACCCUGCCUGCUCGACCUGAGAUACCGCGGCUUCCCAAGCCGUGCCCAGGUGCUGUUCAGCACCCACCCCGAGCCGCCGCAGAGUGACAUCGACAUGGAGAGAGUCCAGCUGGUGCCCCGCCAGGCCAUCCUUCUGAGGGUGCCCAGAGGCUAUAGGCAGUGA
Molecule: messenger RNA, 1377 nt
Organism: Hemicordylus capensis (graceful crag lizard)
Lineage: Eukaryota; Metazoa; Chordata; Lepidosauria; Squamata; Cordylidae
Product: 4F2 cell-surface antigen heavy chain-like
Exons: 8
Coding region: 1-1377 (458 amino acids)
Biological process (GO): amino acid transport; carbohydrate metabolic process
Source: RefSeq, a predicted model, not a curated record